AUUUUUAAAAGGUUUUUAGUGUCCUUUAUAUAACUUGCGCAUUUGUUCACCAGUCGCCACUUUGUUUUUGUUGCAAGCACCUCUUUAUCAUGCUUGUUUUUAUUGCACUCAGGACAAUAAAGUUGGUUGUUUAGAUUAGUUGGUCCUUGUUUCCCCUCCCCUUGUGGGAGGGGAACAUUAGGCCUCCUCAGUAUAAAAGAGUGUGUUGGAGAGAGACAAAAUGUAUGCCAUGACUAAGGGCCAAAUGGCCUGAAACGCGUCGGCGUCCAGAGGUGCUCCAAGCUUGCACAUAUGCACUUUUGUCCUAGUGCUAAUUUUUUCCUCUGCUUGUCUAUGGACUUUUAACAUGGAUUUCAAUAAAGGAAUGGCUUUACAUAGUGCUGGCUCCACCUUCUCCUCUGAACUGUGAGGCUGGCCGCGCAAGUGUGGAACAGUAAAAAGGGAAGUAAUAUUGGUGAGAUCACAUGUAAGAGACUGCAGACGAGAGACCUGGACAGAGAGCGCACAGAAGGUGCAGGGGCGAGAGACUGUCACAGUAAAGAAGACCAAGAGCUUCAGAGAUGGGAAAUCUGUGGAAAAUCAUCAUCGUCUGCGUCUACAUACAAGCUUGUUUUGGUGAGCGAGACCCUGCACCUGCCCAAAUAAGCGAAACUCUUCAAUGUGCAAGGUGCCCAAAGAAGACUACAACAACAACCCACCGCACAACAACCCACUCCACAACACAUACAACGCACAUUACUACUUUAAACACAACUACGCCUCACCCUACUACACACACAAACCACACAUCUACACCCCAUCCCACUACACACACAAACCACACAUCUACACCCCAUCCCACUACACACACAAACCACACAUCUACACCCCAUCCCACUACACACACAAACCACACAUCUACACCCCAUCCCACUACACACACAAACCACACAUCUACACCCCAUCCCACUACACACACAAACCACACAUCUACACCCCAUCCCACUACACACACAAACCACACAUCUACACCCCAUCCCACUACACACACAAACCACACAUCUACACCCCAUCCCACUACACACACAAACCACACAUCUACACCCCAUCCCACUACACACACAAACCACACAUCUACACCCCAUCCCACUACACACACAAACCACACAUCUACACCCCAUCCCACUACACACACAAACCACACAACCUACCCCCCUACCACGGUUCCUCCUUCUACAGAAUACAUAGUCAAUGGCACAACAGGCAUAUGCUUGAGGAUAACCGCAUCCUUCAAUAUAUCAAUCAAUGAUACAACAAGGCGAGAGAUUGUGAUCCCACCAGCCCCGAAAACAAAGGCGUCUGGAAACUGCUUUGCCGAAAAAGCCUGGCUGACCCUGACUUUUCCACAUGGACAACUUACGGUCACAUUCAUACAGGAUACAAAAAACAACGAAUUCUUCCUGGGAGAAGUUAAUAUAACUCUGAUGAACACAGGAUCGGAGAAGUUUGAUAACGCCAGCCUAAAGGACAUGGUCACUCCUCUUAAACAUUCCUUCUCUUGUGACAAAGUAGACAUUCAAGUGACCUCAAAAGUGAGCUUUUCAGUCAUGAACGUCAAGGCUCAAGCCUUUCAACUAGAUAACGGAAACUACGGACCAGAGAUUAAAUGUUCCAAAGGAUCGCCCAACAUGACGGUCGCGAUUGUGGUCGGAGUCAUCCUGGUGGUGUUGAUUUUGAUUGUCGUCAUUGCUUACUUUGUUGCCCGCCGGCGGAGUCAAAGUGGUUACCAACCACUUUGAGAUGUACCGGGAAACAAGACGAAAUGUCCCAGUUCCGAUAGUUAUUAAACACAUCUCUUCUGUUCU
Messenger RNA from Hyla sarda, 1844 nucleotides. RefSeq names its product CD68 molecule (gene CD68). The record is from RefSeq and is a predicted model, not a curated record. Gene Ontology annotation, cellular component: membrane. NCBI's taxonomy places the organism in Eukaryota, Metazoa, Chordata, Amphibia, Anura, Hylidae. The transcript has 7 exons. Bases 561 to 1778 code for a protein of 405 amino acids.